GCAGAUUUUUGUGGGUGGCCCGGGCUUAUCACCAGUUUUCUAUGAAACAUGAGAGGCGGGGUAGAUUCCCCGUGGUCAGUAUGAUCAGCUUGACAAAAUUUCGAACCUCCAGCUGAUACAGAGUUGACUGUCAACAAAGCAACGCUUCGACUAAACAAGGUUUGCCACGUGCUGAACCUGAACCCAGUAGCACUCAGGUAUUGAUUAUGCUAGAUUUUGACGAUUGUCCGCAUCGCUACCUCUGUCUUGUCAGAAUUAAUGCGUGCAGUGUGAUUGUUCUCAUGCUAAUCUGCACGCAAGAAACACAAGACAUGGGUGCGACCCGCCUUAGAAAACACAUUGUUUCUGCAUCUCUGCAUCGAGUUACUCCCUCCGGAGGCUUCAACCGUGCCGCAAUAUUCGCAAGUCACGCAAGUUGUAAGUCUAAGUGCACGAGGCAGAGCGCAUCAUUCGCUGCAGAGAAGGGCUGGUUUCGGGGUCCAGCACUCAGGUCUUGGAGUGUGCAUUGCGGGGUGCAGUGUCUGGGCACGUACUUCUCGUGGAUCUUGGAGGUUCUUACAAGAGACGUCGCUUCGAGCAAACAGCAACGCCAUGCCGUCUCCAGCAUAUUUCCCCAAGAGAGCGCACACGACUCAGCCCGAAUCAAGGCCACCGCCGACAACGUCGUACAGGUGCACAGCGCGACGCUCACCGGUGAUUCCAAGCGAUAGCCAGCUUGGGCAGCUGCGACAUAGCCAGACUUUAUCAAGCGGCGCCACAAUGCUCCCACCUCGUGUUCAACAGUUCAGAAACAAGAUCCGUGGAGCAUCCCUGGACUCCCAUCGAUGUGUUGGUGGCAGAGUCCAGUCGCGCCCCUACAGCAUGCAAC
Molecule: messenger RNA, 868 nt
Organism: Macroventuria anomochaeta
Lineage: Eukaryota; Fungi; Ascomycota; Dothideomycetes; Pleosporales; Didymellaceae
Exons: 1
Coding region: 207-710 (167 amino acids)
Source: RefSeq, a predicted model, not a curated record